GCAAAUACAGCUGAGCGCCGUCAGGCGGCACUUUCUCGUCAAAGGAGGCGGGAUGGUUUGCCGCCGCUUUUCCCGCGCAAAUCCCGUUCCCGCCGUUUGAAGGAAGAUCUGUGGCGGACAGGAGAUGUCAAAGAAAAGAGGUCUGAGCGUUGAAGAGAAGAGAACUCGAAUGAUGGAAAUCUUUUUUGAAACAGAACACAUUACAAAACAAACUGUUUUCUUCUCACUUUUUUGGUAUCAGAAAGAUGUAUUUCAAUUAAAGGAUAUUGAGAAAAUUGCUUCGAAAGAAAAAGGAAUAACAUCUAUGUCAGUAAAGGAUAUCUUACAAAGCUUAGUUGAUGAUGGUAUGGUAGACACUGAUAGGAUUGGAACGUCAAAUUAUUUUUGGGCCUUCCCAAGUAAAGCAUUGCACACAAGAAAAUGUAAACUGGAAGAACUGCAGAAUCAGUUCUCAGACUAUUGUCAGAAGAAAAAGGAUUUAGAAGAAAGUAUCACGCACUCAAAAAUUGGACGGCAAGAUACUGCAGAACGUGCAGCACUAAUAAAGGAACUUAGUACCUUACAACAGAAGAAAGACCAUCUAAAGACAGAAGUAGAUAAAUACAAAGAAUGUGAUCCAGAUAUUGUUGAAGAAAUCCGUCAAGCAAAUAAAAUAGCUAAGGAAGCAACCAACAGAUGGACUGAUAAUAUAUUUGCUGUAAAAUCUUGGGCUAAACGGAAGUUUGGAUUUGAAGACAACAAAAUUGACAAAACAUUUGGUAUACCAGAAGAUUUUGACUAUAUUGAUUGAAAGUGUUUAAUAAAAAAGAUGCCUUAUAACUUAAUAUUGUUCAAGAUGCUUUUAUUUUAAAUUGUAUUUCAUUCCUACCAUUACUAGUACUGUAAUUAAUAAAAUCUGAAAACCCUGAAGUCAUAUUGCUUUCUUACACUUUGAUCUUCCUGAUAAUUGUAUGAAACAGAAAAGUUAUUUGCAGACUCUGUGCUUUAAAAUCUGUGGUACUAGUUGCAUGAUAAAAGUAACAAGCUAGUCCUUUACAAAACAAUGAAAAAAGACAGGAAACUGUUUAAUUAUCUAGAAUUAUUUGAAAAAUUAAAAGGCAUUAAAGGGUUUUAAUGAUAUGAAGUGUUUUACUUGGAAGUUGAGUUGAAUAUAUUAUCUUGAGUAUCUUUUCCACAUAUUUAAUUCAAAAAAGCCAACUUCAGCUGUAUAAUUAAAUAGACUGGUUGUUUUAUCCGUUUUGUUAAAUUGAAGUGAAUAAUACUGAACUAUUUUAAAAAGUGAAAUCUAAAGAAAGCCAAUUAAUAUAGUUUAGUGGAAAAAAAGAAUGUACAAUGAUAUUAAUUUGCUUGCUUCCUAUUACUGACAUUUGAUGAAGACCUUGAAGGUUUCAGUUCUUAUUCAUUAGAGCUCAUAGUAUUUAUUUAUAGCAUCAAAUCCAUUUAUUCAUACAAGGGUACAAAUAUACAACAAAGAAGGAAAAAUGUUGCUUUAAAAACUCUGGAAAUGUUUGAUAUAUUAACAUAUGAUUAAGUUUAAUUCAGCUUAUUUUUUUCUAUGAGCCUCUUCAUCAAUAGCAAUUGCAGGAGCUCCACUCUGGGUCCCAUUGUCAACUUCACCAGUUCUGUGCUUUGUCUUGUUCUAGCUUGUAUUAUUUCAAUUCAUAUUCAGUAAGCCAGUUUAGACCCUUGCUGAAGUUAAAAGAUAAAAAUAUUUUUAUCUCUUGCUGACAAUCACUUAUACACAAAAUGAAAGUCCAUACAAAUGAGGAAGAAGAAAACCCCCACUUUGUACAUAAUGAGAAUGACAAUAGUGUUCUGACAAAAUACAACUACAAGAUCUAUGCCUGCCAUGCAUGCUUACCUAUGCAUGGAGGAAGAGCCACAUAAUUCAUUGGAACUUAUUAUAAGGUGAGCAUGAAAGCAUUUCUUUGUUCUUAGCAUUUAGCACUAGCUCUUACUGGUGAACUCAUUUCUGUUUUAAAUAGAAAGUUCAAAAUAAUUAAGUAGCCUUAGGAUCCCUUCACUCCCUUAAUUUUCAUUGCAGAUUACAUGGAAUACAAUUUUUUACUUAAAAACAGGUUGCAUUCCAACAGGCUGUUCAUCAGUCAAUUUUAAAACAAUCAGCGU
Thamnophis sirtalis is the source of this 2127-nucleotide messenger RNA. RefSeq names its product meiotic nuclear divisions 1 (gene MND1). The record is from RefSeq and is a predicted model, not a curated record. NCBI's taxonomy places the organism in Eukaryota, Metazoa, Chordata, Lepidosauria, Squamata, Natricidae. Gene Ontology annotation, biological process: reciprocal meiotic recombination. Gene Ontology annotation, molecular function: double-stranded DNA binding. Gene Ontology annotation, cellular component: nucleus.